Molecule: messenger RNA, 13206 nt
Organism: Podarcis lilfordi (Lilford's wall lizard)
Lineage: Eukaryota; Metazoa; Chordata; Lepidosauria; Squamata; Lacertidae
Source: the annotation of a GenBank genome assembly
CCGAGAUCGCCUGGCUCGGGGGAUGGUUUCUUCCAGGGAGGGAAUGACUUCGCUAAAAUGCUGAUACUAUUAGUGCAAUUAGACUAACUUUCCUUUACAAAAUCUAGAGAGAGAGACGACGACGUCGCCUCUCUCCGCAAUUCCUGGCUCCGGCUCUGCUUCCCGAAGCUGGUUCCUAAGUGAAACCCGGAACGUGGGAAUUCAUGAACUGGAUUUCCCAGGCGCUUUCCCAAACGGACGGUCGGUUUUAGCACUGUAGCUUUCCGAUCCUUCUCCAGGUUUUGCCGUAAUCCCGAGGGCGAUUAAAAAAAAGAAGUACAAACUGAAAGUAAAAACAAAAAAACCAACCCACAAAAAACAGCCUAGCAGCAACAAGACGGAAGAGCUGUUAUCAGGGGUGAGUUUUUAAAAAUAUAAUAUAAAUAUAGAUAUAUAAACACAGAGGGAGAGAGAGAGAGAGAGACAGAUCUCCUGCAGUCUAGGAUGUUACACAAUGCUAUAAAGAUGAAGGAGCCGCUUGGGGCUGUUGUAUGUUAAAGGACUGGGGAAAAGAGAGAAAAGAAAGACUUUCUUGGUUCCCUGAAGCUUUCCUCCGCCCUCCCAGCUGCCCUGAUAAAAGGGCCGUUUGAGUCUUUCAGUCCAUCGGGAAACAAGGAUAGGAAUUCAGAUUUCUAAUCGUGUUUUGCUGCCUGGUCCCUUGUGCCUGUAACAGAAGGCUGAUGGGGAAACGUUUGCUUGCUUAAUUUUCACAUUUUAUUUUAUCCUUGUGCCAGGAAGAGGAGUAGGGCCAGUAAAGGAAAGUUGGCAACUUUGACUCUGGAAGCUUCUUCUAGUCAAAGGGAUCCUUAUACAGUGGUAUCUCAGGUUACAGAUGCUUCAGGUUACAGACGCUUCAGGUUACAGAUGCUGCUAACCCAGAAAUAGUACCUCGGGUUAAGAACUUUGCUUCAGGAUGAGAACAGAAAUCGCAUGGCGGCAGCAGGAGGCCCCAUUAGCUAAAGUGGUACCUCAGGUUAAGAACAGUUUCAGGUUAAGAAUGGACCUCCAGAACAAAUUAAGUUCUUAACCCGAGGUACCACUGUACUACCCUGUUUAAAGUGAGAGGUCUUGUCUUGUGUGAGCCUUAGCUAGUUAACAGUAGUGCUGCGCCGGAGUAUCCCAUGAAAAGGAAACAAAUUGCUUCAGGUUUUUUGUCCCAGACAGUUAAUCCAGGGGCAAGAGGAUGCCAGUACUCUGCUUAUUGGUUAAUAAGCAGAGUCAAUGAAACUAUUUAAGGCAAGAAGCCAUCCUUCAGAAAAUGGAAGACUUGGGCAAAUGAAAAAAAUAAACAAAUACAGACUUUUGUUAACAUAAAUGCAAUCAAACAAUGAUGGGGACAACAAAAAGCUUGAGGAGCAUGUUCCUAAAAACAUAAGUGCCAACCAUAGAAAAUAUUUAAGUACAGCAGUAGCAGGAAAUGAGAUAGGGAGCUUUCCGCAAUGACCGGAGUCAGAUACGUGCUAAAAGAGGCAAACAAGAUGACAGAGAAAUUAAAUGAGUUGUUCACACUGGAAGUCUGAGGGCAGAUAGAUUCCUGUGCCUGAACUAACUUUUUUGGAAAGGGAACCUGAAGAAAUGAGUGGUGACAAGGUUUUAGGCCUUACUGACAAAUUAAAAACUGACAUAUCAUUGGGUUCAGAUGGCACUCUGUAGAGAUGUAGAGUCCUAAAGGACUCAAAUGUGAAGUUGCUGGUCUUCUAACAAAAGUAUGUAUAUCUUGACACUUAGAUAUCUGAGCCUCCAUACCUGCAGACUAGAAAGCGGUCAGUGGAACACCAGUUUUUAAAAGGGGGUUGCCUGCACAAAGCCCAUAAGGACUAUAAACUAAUAGAAACUCUGUUAUAUAUAAAGAAAGCUGAAGUUCUUGGACUGCAGAAUUCCGUUCCUAAAAUGAAAGGCUGUUCUCUUUUGUACUUGUAUGGUGACAGACAUAAAACACACAAAGACUUGAUUACGAUGAAAUAACAUCUGUGUCCAAUAUCUUUUCUGAUAUAAAGUGAAGUGCAGUACAGUCAUAGCUCGGGUUGAAGUAGCUUCGGGAUAAGUAUUUUCAGGUUGCGCGCUGCUGCGACCCGGAAGUAACAGAGCGCGUUACUUCUGUGUUUCACCGCUCGCACAUGCGCAGACGGUCAAAAUGAUGGCAUGCGCAGAAGCAGUGAAUCAUGACCCAGGCAUGCGCAGACAUGCGGACACGGGUUGCGUUCGCUUCUGGCUCCAGAACGGAUCCCGUUCGCAUCUAGAGGUACCACUGUACAGUGGUACCUCGGGUUAAGUACUUAAUUCGUUCCAGAGGUCCGUUCUUAACCUGAAACUGUUUUUAACCUGAAGCACCACUUUAGCUAAUAGAGCCUCCCCCUGCGGCUGCGCCGCAGCGGCGCGAUUUCUGUUCUCAUCCUGAAGCAAAGUUCUUAACCCGAGGUACUAUUUCUGGGUUAGCAGAGUCUGUAACCUGAAGCAUAUGUAGCCUGAAGUGUAUGUAACCCAAGGUACCACUGUAUAUCAAACUGGCUGUACCAGUGCCUCUAAAACACACCUCUGCCCUGUUUUCCUUUAGCAGAUGCAUUCGCUUCCAAGAAGCCAUUGGUUCAAGAAGCUGCAUGGUAGAAGAUCAGAAAUGCGGCAAAUUUUUCAUCACUGCCCUUGAUGACAUCGGUUCCCCCGUCACUGGUGGCAAUGGAAAAGGACCAGGAGGUGAAGGGAAACAGCAGUUAAGACCAUCUGUGGAGUAUGUUGCAGCAAUUCUGAAGAGGCAACACCUGCUUCCUAUGCCCAAAAAUAAGGCAUGAAUGCAAUGAGGAAGAAGAGAUUUUGGGCAUCCUGCUUCUGCUUAAUGGCCAUCUUUUUUCUGCUUGUUACCCUCCAGGUACUACAGAUAUUCAGGGUCAGGAGAUGAGCACUGAUUUAGGCUGGAACAUGCCAUACUCUUAAUCUUAGGGUCAUAGGCUCAAGUUCCACAUUGGGCAAAGAAUUCCUGCAUUGCAGGGGGUUGGACUAGAUGACCCCUGCGGUCCCUUCCAACUCUAUGAUUCUAUGGCGGGACUGUUGGCAUGAAGAGAAGGGAGGGCAGGCUUGCCCACCCAGACCUUUCCCUAGGUUCCCAGGGCCUAAGGGAGAUCCUCUUUUGCCUAUCUUUCUACCCCGGGGAUGCGGCCUCUCCAUGACCACCCAGAUUGUAUUUAUAUUUAUUUAUAAGGCACCGACUCAUGUAAGAAAAAUAUUGUGGCUGUGUGCACCCAAAACACAACGGACUAAAAUAUAAUAAUACAUCAAAGCAAAUGACCAACAAUAGAUUUCUCUAAAUAAAAACUCCUGACAAGACCAAAACAAAAACACCUCGUUUUCAGCAGAUGACAGAGCAUCAAAAUUGUAGGUGCUUGACUGAUUUCAUUGGGAUUGAACUAAGUUGUUGCGCAUGCAUGGAACAAGGCCUGUUCCUGCGUCAGGAUUUUCCCACUGUCUCCUUUACCCAUGCCCCCCUAAAUCUGCUCUGGAGGGUUGGGGGAACACCCAGACAAAGGGGGCGAAGGAGGGAAUUCUUAUUGCGUGAGCAGACCUUGCAUGCAUGCCACAGUUAGCACUACACUGAAUUACAUCCAAUAGGAACAGUGUUCCAAAAUACUGGGGCCGCUAUUGGUGCCAUGGAUGUUGGGCUCCCAGCUCUCAUCUGGCCCAGCCAGCAUGGCCAAUGGUCAGGGCUGAUGGGAGUUGUGUACUCCUGCAACAUCCCUUCCCUGAGUCAACUCUCCCAACCUCUGCCCUCUGCUGACGAGCUUCCCCCAUUGAUGGAUUUUUCAUUAGUAAAGGAAUUUGAUGCAUGCAUGAUAUUAACAUGUGAAGCUUUUAGCAGUACAGUGGUACCUCAGAUUAAGAACUUAAUUCAUUCCGGAUGUCCGUACUUAACCUGAAACUGUUCUUAACCUGAAGCACCACUUUAGCUAAUGGGGCCUCCCGCUGCUGCCGCGCCACCGGAGCCCAAUUUCUGUUCUCAUCCUGAAGCAAAGUUCUUAACCUGAAGCACUAUUUCUGGGUUAGUGGCGUCUGUAACCUGACGCGUAUGUGACCUGAGGUACCACUGUAUGGAGGUAAAUAUUAUGAGCUAAUGCAGGCUUCCUCAACCUUGGCCCUCUGGACAUUUUUGGCCUACAACUCCCAUAAUCCCUAGCUAGCAGGACCAGUGGUCAGGGAUGAUGGGAAUUGUAGUCUCAAAAACAUCUGGAGGGCUGAGGAAGCCUGAGCUUCUCAGGGAUAUACUGUUAAGAGACUGAAAAGUUGGCAGCCUAAUGAUGAAAACAAUAAUCCAACCAACCCAACACCAUAAGUCACAUGAGAAUAGUAAGGUCACAAUCAUUGAAUCAUUUCCCCAACUACUAUCUACUAGAACUAAAUUCUACAGAGACCAGGGCCUAGUGUUUUCUCCAUUUUAAAGCAGGCCUCAGUGGGUGCUCUGUUAUACAGAAUGAUAGUUCAUGCCAUGUAUAAUGAGACUUCAAUAAGGAUAGAUUUCUCUUUCCCCUUGAAAGGUGGUUGUAGAGCUUGGAAAGUCUGAAAGGAAGAUGACGAAAACCUCCAUUUCACAAAACAGUGCACUGAAAGAUGAAGAAUGGCAGAAAUACACCUAUCUGUUUGUAAAGAAGCCGGAACUCCCCAGCGAUACAAAGACCAUUUUGAACAACGACCGAUAUCCUAUCUUGCUGUGGUGGUCUCCACUGACAGGAGAGACAGGGCGGCUUGGUCGGUGCGGACAAGACACUUGCUUCUUUACUAUCAACAGGACCUAUCAGCACAACUCUAUGACUAAAGCAUUUCUGUUUUAUGGUAAGAGGCUGGUUCAUUUUACUCUUCAAGAUGAUGAGUGACUUUGCCUUUCCCCCUUGCUCACAUGGUUCAUUUAUCUUGUAGCUGCCAAGCAUAACAGAGAAAAGAAGUGGGGCCUGCAACAGAAUGUUGCAGCGUGGCGUGCUGCUUUUUGGGGUCUGCUGUUUGGGAUUCCAGCCACUCUAUUUCAGUCCUCCUUUCUUCUGGGUUUUCUGUUCCCCACCAUGGUCAGUGAGCAUGCUAUGGCCAUUGAUCUUACUGCCUUAAGUCCCCUCCCCCCAAAGGAUGUUUCUGUACUUCAGCAAACCCUGAGAUUUCCUCAAGUCUGCUGAAACCUCCUUUUUAUGUGGGGACAGUUCCAUUUUGGCUAUAUAAAGAUUGGCACUCACAGCUGAACCCUGGAAAUGGAGAUAAUUAAUGUGAAUAGUCAGUUUUCAGAGAGGUAGUCAUAUUAAAGGUAAAGGUACCCCUGCCCAUACGGGCCAGUCUUGACAGACUCUAGGGUUGUGCGCUCGUCUCACUCUAUAGGCCGGGAGCCAGCGCUGUCUGCAGACACUUCCGGGUCACGUGGCCAGCGUGACAAGCUGCAUCUGGCGAGUCAGCGCAGCACACGGAACGCUAUUUACCUUCCCGCUGGUAAGCGGUCCCUAUUUAUCUACUUGCACCCGGGGGUGCUUUCGAACUGCUAGGUUGGCAGGCGCUGGGACCGAACGACGGGAGCGCACCCCGCCGCGGGGAUUCGAACUGCCGACCAUGCGAUCGGCAAGUCCUAGGCGCUGAGGUUUUACCCACAGCGCCACCCACGUCCCAGUGGGUAGUCAUAUUAUUUUCAAGCAAAAAACCCAAAUUUAGCGUUACUAUAAAGACCAACAGAUUUACUUGGGCAUAAACUAUGUUUAUUUCCUCAGGUGCAUGAAUUGUUAUCCUCAGUUGUAGAGUGAGUGUGUGUGUGUGUGUGUGUGUGUGUGUGUGUGUGUGCAUAUGUACACACUUUUAGAGGAAAAAAUAUUGCAAACAAUGAGGACAAACGGCAACAAGAUGUAAAAAGUACAGUCUGUGAAAAAUCUACGUACCUUUCACAACAACACACAAUCAUCUUAGCAUUGCAAAUCUUAAUAAUACCUUAAGUGUGACAGGAAACCAUGAGCUCAGUUCAAGCCUAAAUGGACUGGCUACUUACUAAAUAAGGACUGGCUACUUACUUUAAUAAAAGCUCUUGGAAAAUACCUAUGGGGAGCAUAAGAAAACUUCAGUUAUGUCAGUGACCUGCAUGUUGCCCAUCUGUAACUUAGACCAUUAUUUAUUUUGUCACAAACAUUAAAGUAUGAAAUGUGCUCAUAAUUGCAAUCUUAUUCUGCAUUUUCUCAUCAUAAACCUUGUAAUGCCUCUCUGUCUUUUUCUGGUCUGAAGCAUAUUUUUUAUCAUCUCUUCCACCCUUUAAGACAUAUUGUCUAUCAGCUUGGCUAAGAUUAAUGCGUUGUAUCGAAUCAAUCAGUCAUCCUAGUGUUUCACCUUGGAAGUAUCCUUUUAUAGGCUUCUCUCUGCAUAUCCUUUAUCUUCACCAUUAGUAGACAGCUCUGACUUUAUUUUCUCAGCAAGAAUUGGACUCUGUUUGUUUACAAUAUCACCAAAAAGUUGUAAUAUCCACUUGAGGGUGCUCAUAGUUCCCCAGUUUAAUGCAGUUUCAAAAAUUGUAUUCAGUACUUCUCUAGUGGGUGCACUGCAAUUUUUUUGCUGCUAAUGUUGUCAAAGCCUCCGUUUCUGAAACCCAAGUCACAACAUGCGGCUACUCUCUUUAAAUACAUGCAGCUGCCCCCAAUGGAGACAACUCAAAUCCAGGAGCAGGAAAAGUAGAUAAAAGUUUUGAAACAAGUUUCACGAUUCCCAUGGAGCUGGUGAUUCUUGGGCUGAAUUAUUUUGGCUGUCAAGCACAAAACUGACUUUAUUAUCUCCCUCCUCAGAGCUGUAAUAAAAAUAUUAUUUUCACAAUACAUGUCCGCAGGAUAUUCCCUUUAUAAUUCAAAACCACAUCUAGAGAGAUUUAUUAUUCAGAUAGACCCGAACACUGGAAGUUUAAGGGAAUCAAGUUUUAUUGAGCUUUUCUCAGAAUGUAUAGCAUCCUUUUAUAUAUAACUUUAGAUACCUAUCACAGCACUUUUUAUCCUGCAAUGUUUUAUGAACUCCAAACAGAAAACUAGCAUAAACUUACAGUGCAGUCCUAUAAAUGUCUACUCAGAAACAAGUCCUGUUGAAUUCAAUGGGUCUUACAGUUGUAUAUAGGAUUGCAGUGUUAACUGUUUUAUAUUGUGAAGACCCAUUAGGAACUGCCUUGCUGCAGCCUUUGUUGCUUACCUGCUUAGAUAAUAAUAAUAAUAAUAAUAAUAAUAAUAAUAAUAAUAAUUUAUUAUUUGUACCCUGCCCAUCUGGCUGGGUUUCCCCAGCCACUCUGGGCAGCUUCCACAGAGACCAAAAAUACACUAAAAUGUCACAUAUUAAAAACUUCCCUGAACAGGGCUGCCUUAAGAUGUCUUCUGAAUGUCAGGUAGUUGUUUAUCGCUUUGACAUCUGAUGGGAGGGCGUUCCACAGGGUGGGCGCCACUACCGAGAAGGCCCUCUGCCUGGUUCCCUGUACCUUUGCUUCUUGCAAUGAGGGAACCACCAGAAGGCCCUCGGCGCUGGACCUCAGCAUCUGGGCAGAACGAUGGGGGUGGAGACGAUCCUUCAGGUAUACUGGGCCGAGGCCGUUUAGGGCUUUAAAGGUCAACACCAACACUUUGAACUGUGCUCGGAAACGUACUGGGAGCCAAUGUAGGUCUUUCAAGACUGGUGUUAUGUGGUCUCGGCGGCCGCCCCCAGUCACCAGUCUAGCUGCCGCAUUCUGGAUUAAUUGUAGUUUCCGGGUCACCUUCAAAGGUAGCCCCACGUAGAGCGCAUUGCAGUAGUCCAAGCGGGAGAUAACUAGAGCAUGCACCACUCUGGCGAGACAGUCCGCGGGCAGGUAGGGCCUCAGCCUGCGUACCAGGUGGAGUUGGUAGACAGCUGCCCUGGACACAGAAUUAACCUGCACCUCCAUGGACAGCUGUGAGUCCAAAAUGAUGCCCAGGCUGCGCACCUGGUCCUUCAGGGGCACAGUUACCCCAUUCAGGCCCAGGGAGUCCUCCACACCAGCCCGCCCCCUGUCCCCCAAAAACAGUACUUCUGUCUUGUCAGGAUUCAACCUCAGAAUCAGGAUCCCAUUUGUAGCUAAAAUGGCAUCACCCACACAGAACUGGGAGUUCUCAGAAGAUCUGGAGGAACUCCAAGGACUAGAAGUACCAAAAAAAAAAAAAAAAAGCUUUAGGAAGAACCCAAGUGUAUAUCUGUGAAUAGCUCACUGAGGACUGAUGUCAUGGACUGGUUGGACACAGAGGAAUGGUGGGAAGAACCAGCUGGGGAACCACCAAGGGAAGAAGGCUCAAUGCUCAGGGAGUGGUGGUGGGACAAUGAUGAAUGGUCAGAGGGAGAAGAAGGAGGACUGGUAAGAGAAGGUGUUGGAAUCUGAAGGGGUAGCAGGGUUUAGUGAGCUGGGAGAGUCUGUGGCAGAGAACAGUCCAGAACCAGAACCAGAGGCUGAAGCAUGAAAUUGGGGUAAGGGAGGCCAAGAAGCAGAGAUGAGUCAGGCUGGUGAAGAGUCAUGGGUGUCUCCCCCUUCUGCUGAGACCAGCUCCCUUCCCCCCUGGUCUCCCAGAACCAGAAGAGGCAUGAAAAGGGCGAAGGAGAAGUUAGAUUCACACAGGCACAGUCUCCUAUUGCUUGAGGGGGGGACCAUAGAGAGGAGGGUACUUAGGCAGCUGUGAUCUUCAUUCUCAAUGACUACUUCAUAGGAAGCAAGACCUGACAGAGAUGAGUUGCUGUGCUCAUUAGGUCUGACACUCCACCAAGUGGUCAUGUUUUUGCUAAUUAACUCCAGCUUGCACAGUGUGACUUGCCACUGGCUUGCUUCUGACAACUGAGCAUCUCAACAGGCAUGCUAUCCAACUGUUGGUGUGUGUGUGAUGAGUGGAAUGGCAAUCUUGGGGCAGGAGAAAGGGGAAUGGAAUGGAGUAUGCUGGAAAAUGGCUCUCUCAACAGAAGCACAUGCAACAUUCCAUUGUGGGUCCCACUUGUUUUGCAUGUUAGUAAGAUGUUGUGGGGGGGGGAUCCAUAGGCGAGAGAGGGGCGGUGAUGGUCGUGAAUACUAUGCUGCCUUGGUAAUAUGCUGUUCAUAUCAUUCAUGGAAGCGCAGCCAGGUUGAAUAAUGUUUUCCGAUAUUUCUUUCACUGGGAGCAAUACUGGUUUCCUUCUCUCCCAUUUGUAUUUUCAACAUCUAGGUACUGACUUCAGCAUAGAUAGUUUACCUCUCCCCCGAAAAGACCACCAUGACUGGGCCCUUUUCCACGAGGAGUCACCCAAAAACAAUUACAAGCUCUUCCAGAGACCUGCCAUCACUCUGUUCAACCACACGGCAACGUUCAGCCGCCACUCACACCUGCCACUCACCACACAGUACCUUGAAAGCAUUGAGGCCUUAAAAUCCCUGAGGUACAUGAUUCCUUUGCAAAACAAGAACAGCUUGAGGAAAAGACUCGCGCCCCUCGUAUAUGUACAGUCUGACUGCGAUCCUCCCUCUGACCGGGACAGCUAUGUACAGGAGCUUAUGGCUCACAUUGAAGUAGACUCCUAUGGUGCCUGCUUGCAUAACAGAGAUCUGCCGGAGCAGCUUGAAAACCCUGCCUCCAUGGAUAACGAUAACUUCUACAAGAUACUUGCUCAGUACAAAUUUGUCCUUGCCUUUGAGAAUGCUGUCUGUGAAGAUUAUAUCACUGAAAAGCUCUGGAGACCACUGAAGCUGGGUGUGGUACCAGUUUAUUAUGGCUCUCCUAGCGUCAAAGACUGGCUUCCUAGCAAUAAGAGUGCAAUCCUGGUCACAGGAUUCUCACACCCCAAGGACCUGGCACAGUACAUCAAAGCUUUGGAUGCAGAUGAUGAGAAAUAUGAGGCCUACCUUGAAUGGAAGCUGAAAGGGGACAUCUCCAACCAACACCUGCUUGCUGCUAUAAAGGAACGCACAUGGGGAGUGCAAGAUAUCAUGAAGGACAAUUACAUAGAUGCCUUUGAAUGCAUGGUGUGCACUAGAAUAUGGGGAAAUAUGAGGAGACAAGCAAAGGUAAUUAUAAAGCCAUCUGCCCUGUUAUAGCCAGGCUUGCACCAUCUCAUGAGUCAGACUUGCCAGGUACAAAUUGUAGAGUGGAGUCACUUUGUGGCAGGUGUGAUGUAUGAGUUCUGACAGAUAGAAGCAGGGCCAGAGACAAGCUCUCCAGGACCAAGGAGAGCUCCCAAGGAAAGGAAGGCAGAUGUUGUUCUCCCAGAGUCCCGAGUUUAUAUGAGUCUUUAUAAGAGGAAUAAGGACCUUGUGGCAUAUCAGCUGUGGUAGUACAGUGGUACCUCGGGUUACAUACGCUUCAGGUUACAGACGCUUCAGGUUACAGACUCUGCUAACCCAGAAAUAGUACCUCGGGUUAAGAACUAUGCUUCAGGAUGAGAACAGAAAUCGUGCUCUGGCGGCGCAGCACCAGCAGGAGGCCCCAUUUGCUAAAGUGGUGCUUCAGGUUAAGAACAGUUUCAGGUUAAGAACGGACCUCUGAAACGAAUUAAGUACUUAACCCGAGGUACCACUGUAUUCCAACUCCUAUCAGACUUAGCAGCAUGGACAUGGUCAUGGGUGGAAGGGAGUUGGAGUCCAACAACAUCUGCAGGGCCACAGGUUCUUUGCUUUCUAAUACCCUCCCUCCCAGUCUCAUAUUCUGUGAGUUCAACUCCAGCUGCCUACAAUAUUGCAGCGAAAUAAUUCACCAGGCAUUGCCUUGAGUGAAAUUGCUGCUGACUUAGUCUUCAGUUGGCAGCCAAGGCUGACCUACGGAGCAAUGAUUAGAUCUAAUGACAGCCCACAGUUUAUUAAACGGCAAUAUUUCACAGCCUCUUGAGUGAAACAUAAUGCUUGUUUACAGAAUCGCCGCAGCAUUAAAAAAGACUGCAAGAAGUGGCAGGCACAUUUUCAUCCAAGCCCUGUCAAGUUUGCAACCCCGGCUUUGGCCUGGGAGGGCGGGAUACAAUAAGAAAUAAAAAAUUAUUAUUAUUAUUAUUAUUAAAUGCAUCAAGCAUGUUUCAGCCGUUCGAAGCUACACGGAGCGAACAUGUAGACCUCAUUCCUAGCUCAGUGGGGAGGGGAGUCUUUUUCAGACGCAGAGCUGCAUUCGCAAUGUGGAGCCAUGCACACAAAUGGCGCUAUGUAAAUAAAUACAUGAUGGUGAUAAUACCUGUGUAAUAUGAAAUCCAGCACAACAGUUGUGCUAGUGGAAGAUGGCUGUGCGACAGGUUGUGACUGCAACAGUCUGUUGUGCAACCAGCCAUCAGAACCAUUCUGGCUUCCUGCACUUUCUCUUGUGCAAGUCAUUCCACUAACAUAACUGGCUACACUCCUAAGGGACCUUAAUUUAGUGCUUCAUUGAAUUCCUCCCAGAUAUUUUCACACACUAUCUAAGUGGAAGUGAGUGUAUAUUCAUCCCUGCUUACGUGGUGGUUGAUAAAAUUCAGAUUGUGUCCUCCCACCUCUCUUUUUCUCUUUUUCUCUCUCAACCAGGGAAUGUUACCAAAAAAGUGGAAUGCAGAAGCAAACCACCUGAGCUGCCCCAAACCUCAACCAUUUGUUUCUUCGUCUCGCAAUACGCACAGAACGGCUCUGCGGGAGAUGUGGAUACCGAGCUUUGAGCAGUCCAAGAGAGAAGCUCACGCGCUGAGGCAGCUGGUCGAAAGGAACAGAAAUUUCACAGCUCAGGAGUUUUGGACUAUGGUGUUUAGAGAAUGAGCUUAGAGGGAGACAAUAGGCCCUUGACUCAAGCUAGCGGGGGAAACAAACCAACACAGAGGAGCCUCUAUGAGGAGCUCUUGUUUGUCGGUUGCCUUAAUAAGAUAGAAAGCAGUUUUAACCACUGAGAUGAUGAGAAAUCAUCGUAUUCAGCGAAUACUAAUCCAGAAGACGAAGGACCCAGUUGGGUCAUCUUAUAUUUUUUAUACUAACGUUCAGUAUAAACUAUUAAUAUAAAUUAUUAGUGUAAUUAACAUUGGAGCAUUCACAGCAAAAUGCAGCCAUCUGCACUUUACUUUCCCAGUGUGUGUGUGUGUGUGGUUUAUUUUGCCUCUGCAGUUCCUCCCACCCUUGAGUUGGAUACGUGUCAAGUCUUCCAUCCAGAUGGUUUGGCUUCCUGGCAUCGCUCAAGCGAAGGGCCUUGUCUAAAGGGGUGGCCUUGCUGCUUAUGUCAUUUCUGCACCUGACAGGAAGCCAAGCCGUGCAGGAGAAAGGAGGACCUUGCAGAUGAAUUGCAGAGCAGCGGAGGAGGAGGAGCAACCUCAGGGGCAGUGUGCCAAAUGCUCUGGUGGGGGGGAUGGUUUACGAAAAGCAGGCCUUCGAAAUAGAGUCUCACCUAAGUGUGGUCCAUGUUAUUGGAGACUGGAUUCUGUGCUACUCUGGCAAAUUCUGUAAAGAGCCACUUUGUGGUUUGAAUGAAGGACCUUCUUUCUUUUCAUUUCUGGCUGGGCCAGGGUGAUGGAGAUGUCAUCUAUUGAACAGUAUUAUAAACAGCAAUGGCAAGGCAGCAUGUCCAUGCUCUGAUAAUGUCUGAAGCAUUUCUCUUAAGGAGGGAGAGCUGACUGUGCAGAGGCUCAUGGAGGCAGGGAUUUUGUUUUGUUAAGACCUGUACAAUAUCAGAUGAUUUGGGGCUUGAUUUGAGUAUCUUUUUUAUAAUAAUUUUUAUUAAUUUUAACAUAUAAAUUAUAAUACAUACCACAAAACUUCACCACUUAUACAAUCUUUUUUAGACUUCCAUCAGCACCUCUGAUGAUCCACCGUUUUAACUACUUCUUAUGCAUUUCUUAAAUUCAUAUUGCUUUUAAUUAUCUUAGCUAAUCAUCCUCCCCUUUAUCCAUUAUUGCAAUAGUUCCAAUAAUUCAUCUCACAAAACUUCUUGCAAACCUACAAACGUAGUCUGAUCAUCACAAUUACUUUUCAAAUAGUCUGUAAAUUUACACCAGUCUUCUGUGAAUUUCUGGUCCCGCAGAUUUCGAAUCCUUCCUGUUAGUUUAUCUAGUUCUGCAUAGUCCAUUAAUUUCAUCCUCCAUUCUUCUUUCGUCGGUAAUUCUUCUUGCUUCCAUUUUUGUGCCAAUAAUAUUCUUGCUGCCGUCAUUGCAUAUAAAAACAGCUUACAUUCUUUUCUAUUUAUAUCACUUCCUACAAUGCCCAGUAAAAAUGCUUCUGGUUUCUUUAUAAAUGUAUAUUUC